UAUAUCUGUUUCGUUAUUGCAGAUGAUUUUUGAUUUCACCUUGAAGCAGUUGUAUGGUUAUGAUUGGGAAAAAUCAUUAGAGAUGCGACAUAGUGAGAAGUUUUCAAGCUUAUUGCAUGGUCUUUUGUCCCUUCCUUUGGACAUCCCUGGCACUACUUUCCACCAAUGCGUCAAGGAACGCAAGGAAUUAUUAAGCAUGUUGAAGGAUAUCGUACAAGAGAGAAUCGAUUCCGAUAACAAGUUUAGAGGGGACUUCCUUGACAGAGUAAUGGAAGACAUGAAAACUGAGAAGUUUUUAACAGCCAAAUUUCUAUCCAAUUUGAUGUUUGGAAUUUUAUUUGGAAACUCUGAGCCAAUCUCUUCUGUUAUACUUUUGACUUUGAAGUUGUUAUCAGAGCAUCCUUCAAUAUUUGAGGAGCUUACAGCUGAAAACGAGGUAAUCGUUAAAAACAGAGAGAAUCCAGAUUCUUCACUCUCUUGGAAAGAAUACAAAUCAAUGACUUUUACACCUAAUGUUGUGAAUGAAGUUCUUAGGUUGGCAAAUGUUGCACCAGAGCUGCUAAGAAAAGUCACAAAAGAUAUCAAAUUCAAUGGACCUUGAUCCAACUCUUAUAUCAAAGAAUUUUAUGCCUUUUGGAGGAGGGGUGAGACAAUGCGCAGGUGCAGAUUACACUAGGACAUUUGUAUGCACUUUUCUCCAUGUAUUGGUGUUCACAUUAGGGGAGGAAAGAUUGUUCGGAGACCCAUUUUGGACUUUGUAGAUGGUGUUCACAUUAAACUCACGCAAAAGAGCAACUGAUACCUGAUGAAGAUCGGCUGCCGUGGACUCAAAUAUUGCAAGCUUUUUAUAUAGGGCUUUCAGCCAAGAAAUUAUGUUAUAUGCUUUUUUAUUUUUUGUGUUAUUAAAGUUGUAACUAGAGAUUGUUUUAGAACAGCUACCUCUGUUGGUAUUUUUUUAUA
Messenger RNA from Camellia sinensis, 960 nucleotides. Lineage: Eukaryota; Viridiplantae; Streptophyta; Magnoliopsida; Ericales; Theaceae. The record is from RefSeq and is a predicted model, not a curated record.